AUGGCUUCACACAGUAUCGAAAUUCAAACACGAGCAGACUUUCUAGCCGAUCUGCCCAUUUACGAGGAUGAGAAACCUUACUAUCUCCACGCUUCAGAUUCCGCCAGCGACCGUCUAGAUCAGAUUAAGAUAACCAAUGUCGAAUGGGAUACAAGACCGGUGACUGUUCGGAGCAUGCGCGAUAACACGAAUGUCGGAUUGGACAAGACCGGUUUCACGUACUGGAAGCACGAAUCCCAGUACCUUCCACAUAGGGGCAUGAACGAGGAGAAGGUUGAGAAAUAUCGUACAGAGGGCGAGGAACUUCUCCGGUCUGUCUUCGAUGCGGAUUUUGUUCGAUGUUAUGACUUCAAAGUGAGUGGUUCGCACAAUUCGACCUGCGAGCGAGUAUCCAAUGACCAUUCGAAGAUGCGAAAAAACGCUCCUAUGACAUUGGAAAACUUUGAUCCAAAUGAUCCGCUGCUAGUAGAGCAAGCUGCUGUCGGGGCUCAUGAUAUCACCCUGGACACUGUACCUCGCCUAGUUAAACCUUUGCUGGAUGAGGAGCAGCUUCUUACUUUCUUCAAACCUGGGUACAGGUUUAGGCUUAUCAAGUAUUGGUUCCAAGAGCUAUAUCUUAAGCUCGAGGAGGCUGACAGAUAA
Molecule: messenger RNA, 642 nt
Organism: Colletotrichum lupini
Lineage: Eukaryota; Fungi; Ascomycota; Sordariomycetes; Glomerellales; Glomerellaceae
Exons: 2
Coding region: 1-642 (213 amino acids)
Source: RefSeq, a predicted model, not a curated record